Messenger RNA from Plasmopara halstedii, 816 nucleotides. RefSeq names its product Predicted alkaloid synthase/Surface mucin Hemomucin. The transcript has 3 exons. The record is from RefSeq and is a predicted model, not a curated record. The coding region runs from base 1 to 816 and encodes 271 amino acids. Lineage: Eukaryota; Oomycota; Peronosporomycetes; Peronosporales; Peronosporaceae.
AUGGACGUCAUUUCGUGCCGCGGCGCAAAGAUCUGCAGCCCGUUUGUGACAAGCGACGAUUCUAUUUACUACGUCUCAGCAGAAACAGGUGAGGUCUUUCAGUUCCACCCCCCAUGUGAGCACGUGCCUAUUGUCUUCUCGGGUGGGGAGCCGUUCGGUGCACAGUUCGAUCACAAAGGUCGAUUGCAUCUCGCGGAUUGUGCCCAUGCUGCCAUCUUAAGGGUAGAUGAUGAUGCGCAGCCAGGAGUGAUGGUGAAGACAUACGAAGAACGACCCUUCCGAGGCCCUAACAGCAUCGCAUUUGCGCAGGAUGGCUCACUUUUUUUCACGGACAGCGGACCAAUGGGCGAAACGACGCUUGAGAAACCUCAAGGCAGUGUUUUCUGCAUCACUUCUAGUCCUGUUGGCGGUCAAGUAUUACGUCCACUGCUCACGGAGUGUCUUGCACAUCCGUGGGGAAUCGCGGUUUCCCCGAAAAAUGGUGCCCUUUUCGUCGCAGAGACGAUGCAGAAUCGAAUUGUGAGACUGCAUCAACGGCCAAGCAAUGUCUACCAUGCAAGCGUUUUCUAUCAGUUUACAGGUGGAAUGGGGCCUUCGGGAAUUGCAUGUGGAGCCGAUGGGACUUUGUACGUGGGGCACUAUGAUUUUUCAGGCGUAGAUGGAAAGAUAUUUGUCAUCGGAUCGGACGGAAUUUUGAAGCGAACAUUCGAAAUUCCAGGGUCGGAAAUCACUGGACUUUGUCUCAGUCAUGAUGAGAGCUACGUGUUGGUCACUGAAGCAUCCACCAACACAAUCCAUAAGCUUGUACUUCAUUGA